AUGGACGUGAAUCUUCCGCACCAGAAGGACGAUGGCCUAGCUGAUGAGAGUAAUAAUGACCCUCAGAUGGGACUAGUAUCCUUGAUGGUGAAGAAAAGGAAGAAAUAUGCCUUCAACCUCCUGGUUGUGAUUGGGGUACAGCUACUGAUUAUACUGGUCCUUGGGGUCGGCUUGGUAGUGCUUGCGUGGAGAACCCGACCCACGCCGACGCCAAACUUGUCAUGUCCGCCUCUUGCUAAAUUAGAUGUAGGAAUUAUCUCCCCUGCUCGUGACGGCGUACGAUAUCACGAGAAAACACUGUACGAGCAUCGUCCCAGAACUGGACCUUAUCUUGGCAGGCCAAACACAGAGAUCAAUACUGCAUGGGCGGACUUGACAAGACCCUCAUAUGUCCAAGUCACGAGAGAUGAGCUUGAGGAAGCAAAUUUGACAUCGAUGGUCUUGCCAAAAGGUACACCUUUCACCACAAUAAAUGUGUAUCAUCACUUGCACUGUCUUAGAGCGAUUAAGCGGUAUAUAUACGCUCCAUAUUAUCAUCCCGAUGUUUCUGUUGAAGAUAUUCGAACGGAUGACUACAGUGACCACAUCGAUCACUGUGUCGAUCUUCUAAGAGAGACUAUCAUGUGCCAGCCCGAUUUUUCGCUCGCUACAUUUGAGUGGGCCGGUGCUGAACCCAGGUUGGUGGUUCAGAAUGGGAAGACGACGCAUCAGUGUGUUGACUGGCCAUACUUUGAGGAAUGGGCCAAGGGACGAGCAUUAGACGUCCAGAUGGUUCUGGAUUAUUGGGCUACAGCCUCAGGAGCUGAGUUCACAGAUGUGUGA
Cadophora gregata is the source of this 822-nucleotide messenger RNA. RefSeq lists its product as uncharacterized. NCBI's taxonomy places the organism in Eukaryota, Fungi, Ascomycota, Leotiomycetes, Helotiales, Ploettnerulaceae. Gene Ontology annotation, biological process: mycotoxin biosynthetic process. The record is from RefSeq and is a predicted model, not a curated record. Bases 1 to 822 code for a protein of 273 amino acids. The transcript is spliced from 5 exons.